Molecule: messenger RNA, 768 nt
Organism: Colletotrichum chrysophilum
Lineage: Eukaryota; Fungi; Ascomycota; Sordariomycetes; Glomerellales; Glomerellaceae
Exons: 4
Coding region: 1-768 (255 amino acids)
Biological process (GO): removal of superoxide radicals
Cellular component (GO): cytoplasm
Molecular function (GO): copper ion binding; superoxide dismutase copper chaperone activity
Source: RefSeq, a predicted model, not a curated record
AUGACCGUCUCAUAUCCUUUUCAGACCGUUUUCGCGGUGCCCAUGACAUGUGACAGCUGCGUCAAGGACGUUUCAGACUCGUUGUACAAGCUGGGGGGCAUCACCAAGGUCGAGGCCGAUCUCAAGGACCAAUUACUCUCCGUCGAGGGCACAGCCGCACCAUCCGCCAUCGUUGACGCCAUCCAAGCCACGGGGAGGGACGCUAUCCUGCGAGGUUCGGGAGUAUCAAACAGUGCUGCUGUCAGCAUUCUCGAGUCUUUCUAUCAGGCAGACGGCAUUGGCGGUGCAUCAAAGUGGGAUGAUGAGCGAACCCGAGAUGUCAGGGGACUGGCUAGAAUGGUGCAGGUGUCUCCCACCACCACCCUGAUUGACUUGACUCUUCGCGGCGUAGCCCCCGGCUCCUACCGAGCAACAAUCCGUGAGUACGGUAACUUGGAGACGGGCGCCUCAUCGACGGGCCCUGUCUGGUCGGGAGGCAGCGAAGGCACCGCUGCCAAGGGAUUCUUGGGCACCUUUGAAGUCGGCAAGGAUGGAAGAGGCAGCGCCUACCUCGACAAGCCCUUCCAGAUCUGGGAAAUCAUUGGCCACGCUAUGGUCGUCUCGAGACAGGAUGAGUCUGCGGGGAUCCUGAAGAAUGACCCGGACACGGUCGUCGGCGUGAUUGCCAGGAGUGCAGGCGUGUGGGACAAUGAUAAGACAGUCUGCUCAUGCACGGGCAAGACGCUGUGGGAGGAGAGAAAGGAUGAGGUCCAGAAGGGCAUGUUGUAG